AUGGAUUCGCAGAGGGAGUACAGCCCGGAGGUGUUUUCAGUGUCUGAGAUGAUGGAUGAGCUCAUCCAGAUAAAAUGCGACCACCCGCGCCGAAUCAUUCAGCACAACGAGGAGGACAAAAGGCCCAUGGUCCCAGCUUCGUGCGCCAAGUGCUGUGACUGUGUGAGGACGAUGGCGAAUCUCUUCCUGCAGACCUGCCCCCAUGGUUGGAACGAAGUCCGCCACCCCAUGGAUAUCGCAGACACGAUCACAUUUCGAUGGAAGGCCGCGCAGCUAGCUGAUCGCAUCGUCAAAGAGCUCAACCUCCCUAUCCCGAGCAACAAGAGUUGCAUCAUGUGGGACCCGUGUUAUUGGCGUUCUUCCGAGGCUGCGGACUGUUGGUAG
Colletotrichum gloeosporioides is the source of this 384-nucleotide messenger RNA. RefSeq lists its product as uncharacterized. The coding region runs from base 1 to 384 and encodes 127 amino acids. The transcript is spliced from 2 exons. The record is from RefSeq and is a predicted model, not a curated record. NCBI's taxonomy places the organism in Eukaryota, Fungi, Ascomycota, Sordariomycetes, Glomerellales, Glomerellaceae.